Molecule: messenger RNA, 2085 nt
Organism: Anthostomella pinea
Lineage: Eukaryota; Fungi; Ascomycota; Sordariomycetes; Xylariales; Xylariaceae
Source: the annotation of a GenBank genome assembly
AUGGCCAAGGACAAAAAGUCCAAGACGGACUCCAAGAAGCAGAAACUUGCCGAGAAGAAACAGAAGCAGGAAAAGAAGGCUCAGAAGAAGGAGAAAGUCAAGUCUUCAAAGCUGGAGGGCAGUGAUGCUGAAGAUGACGACCUCGAUGCUGUCCUUGCCGAGUUCAAGAAGCAACAGGAACUGUUUCUCAAAGUCACCGAGACCGUCCUGGAAGCUCCCCCAAAACCGCGCUCAUCAUCCACUUUCCUAGCUUCACCAUCUCAUAGCAAUCAACUCCUGUUGUUUGGCGGCGAGACUUGGAAUGGUGCCAUUGCCAAUUUCUUCAAUGACCUCAACAUCUACUAUACUGAUAGAGACGAAUGGCGUUGUGUCACAUCCCCCAAUGCUCCCUUGCCACGGUCAGGUCAUGCCUGGUGCAAAGGUGGUAACAAAGAUUUAGUCUACCUCUUUGGUGGCGAAUUCAGCAGUCCGAAGCAGGGCACAUUCUACCACUACAACGACUUCUGGUGUCUUGACCCAAGCAGUCGGGAGUGGACGCGUAUAGACGUUAAGGGGAAGACACCACCCGCCCGGAGCGGGCAUCGUAUGGUUUAUUACAAGAAUUACAUCGUUCUUUUCGGCGGCUUCCAGGACACCUCAAACCAAACGAAAUACAUGAAUGACCUGUGGAUAUGGGACACUCAAAACUUCUUCUGGUACAGCCCGGCACUUCCACCGGCGCAGUUGAAGCCGGAUGCGAGGUCGUCGUUUACCUUUCUCCCUCACGAACAAGGUGCUGUGCUCUUCGGUGGCUAUUCGAGGGUAAAGACAACUGUUACAGCAAACAAGUCGGCGAAAGGAGCAUCCCAGGGACUGAGAAGCAUCAUGAAGCCCAUGAUCCACCAGGACUGCUUCUUCUUGCGGAUCACCCAACCUCCAGCAGAUGCACCGCCGAACACGCCGCCGAAUGUGAGGUGGGAGAAGCGAAAGAAGCCUGCGAACACGCCCGAUCCGGCCCGGGCAGGAGCUACAAUGACAUAUCACAGAGGACGCGGAAUCCAGUUCGGUGGAGUUCACGAUGUUGAGCAAAGUGAAGAGGGUAUUGACAGCGAGUUCUUUAAUCAGAUGUUUACAUGGAAUAUUGAGAGGAACCGAUUCUUUCCCAUGACACUUCGGAAGCCAAGGACUCAGAAGAAAGCACCAGCAGCCGAGCAAAGGGUUGGACGACGCGGCAGAGCUCAGGCGAACGAAGAGGAGUUGUUAAAGCAGCUUGCAGCACUAAACGCCGGGACAUCCCUGGAUGAUGCCGAUGCCAUGGACGUCGACCUGAAGAAGGACAGCGAAGCUAAGGAACCCGAGAAUCCUACACGAGAAAUGCCAGUGUCGAUGGAGUUUCCUCAUCCCCGAUUCAACGCUCAGAUGACUGUGCAAGGCGACAUGCUCUACGUCUAUGGCGGGACCUUCGAAGCGAAAGAUCGAGAAUAUACGUUUGACGACCUAUACGCUAUCGACCUGGGCAAAAUGGACGGUUGCAAGGAGGUAUUCAGGAGAGAAGACGAAACAUGGGUGGGCUCUGACGAUGAGGAGGAUGAGGACGAAGAUGAUGACGAGGAUGACGAAGAAGACGAUGCAGAAGACGAGGAGGGAGAUGUCCAGAUGCCAGACGACCCAGAAGGCCUGCUGUCGCCAAGCAAGCGCAAGAAGAAGCAGGCUGAUGAAGCAUCAACUGCUGGUUCGGAGUCGACUGCGGCCUCGACGACAUCCGGCGAGGACGAGAGUGAAGCUGACACAGUAGCAAGUUCUGUUGACGACGGACUUCCUCAUCCUCGGCCUUUUGAGAGCCGACGCGAGUUCUUUGUUCGAACGUCCAAUGAAUGGCAGGAGAUUCUGAUGACGAGUCUGAGAUGGAAGAACAUAAAGCCGGAAAGCCUGAGUAUCAAAGAGAUCAAGUCCAAAGCAUUCGAGCUCAGUGAAGAGAAGUGGUGGGAUUGUCGGGAGGAGAUCACCGCGCUGGAAGACGAACAGGAAGCUGCCGGUAUCAGUGAAGUCAUCUCCCUGGCUGAGAAGGGCGAUUCAGGGGCUGGAGGUGCUGGUCGAAGGAGAUAG